This is a messenger RNA of Haliotis rufescens (red abalone), 3636 nucleotides long. RefSeq lists its product as uncharacterized. NCBI's taxonomy places the organism in Eukaryota, Metazoa, Mollusca, Gastropoda, Lepetellida, Haliotidae. The coding region runs from base 2316 to 3389 and encodes 357 amino acids. The record is from RefSeq and is a predicted model, not a curated record. The transcript is spliced from 7 exons.
CCCGGGGAAUUGCUUUAGAUCAGUGCCCCUUUAAUUAUCUAAAUAUCGGCCAAUCAGAGGACUUAGUUCCGUUUCUAUUGUAAUAAAUUGUCCUUUUUGCGCAAAAAAUAUAUCUAAAUAUCUUUGAACGAAAUCGAACAUAUACAUAUCGACCAGUCAGAUGCCUCGGUAACAUUGCCAUGGUAAUAACAUCUAUUCGUUUGAGUCUUGAAAUACAUUGUGGCUAAAUACCAAUUUUGAACGGAAUCUCUAAAUAUCGACCAAUGAGCUCUGCAGAUGCCGUUUUCCGUUGCCGUGGAAGCAAGGUAGUAACGUAAAUAUUGUAGAGUGUCCCUAGAUACACCUUUGCAACACAAUUGAACAAAAUCAGCUGAAUGACAUGUUAGUAAUGACCACUUAAAGAAAACCUGUAAUUAACGAUCAGGCUGUUGUCGUUGAGAGGUUGUUGGAAUACGAAGGUGCAGUGCACAAACAUAAGUUCCCUGGCUCUACUAUAUGUAGUUUCAGAGAAAACACGCAAAGUUGAAGGAAGAAAAUAUUACGAAUUACUAUGAAACACCUAGACAAAGCAAUGAAAAAUGUUAAAAUAGCAAAAAGGUACCCUAUAUUUCCAAUAAAUAUGUACGAUAUGAACACUUAAUGUAAAAACAAAAUAAGAUUUACAUUAAGGGCUACGGGUUGUUGCUGUCAAUGUAAAAACAAUAUUACAUUAAGAGUUAACAGUUCAAAAUGAGCAGUUUGUUGGCAGUGGUGACAAAAAUAAAUCAAUUGUCAACUAUUGUGCUUACACGUGGAAUUGACACCAAGGCUCAAUCUCACAACUAAUUUGACACAUUUGGAUGCAACAACCUGGCUCGAUAUUCAAAGCCAUAGAGCAACCAGUCUCGAUUAUCCGCCGAAACAGAUUCCAUUGGACGUAAAAUGCAAAAUAUCGGUGACAAUUAUAAGAAUGGAUCACUGCAAAUAUGGGAAAGGGGUCAGCAUGUCCUGCCCUACCGGUAGCUUCGCCGCUCACACAAUUUUCAUUAAAAAAUAUUGCUUAUAUAUUGCAACAAAUUAAUACCCCUUUCAUACGGCGACCGCCUGUACACAAACCAGACAACCAAGGGAUGGAACAGAAAUUCCAGUGACACGCUUAAAUGAUAGGCAUGUUGCCAACCGCCGCAAACAUGCAAUAUGCAUCACGACAGUCUAAUCGAAUCAGGACCAGCAAACUAAAGCUGAGCAGUGACCCUUGCCAUCAGGUAUGACCAUCGCCGUCAGGGUAUGACCAUCGCCGUCAGGGUAUGACCAUCGCCAUCAGGGUAUGACCAUCGCCAUCAGGGUAUGGCCAUCGCCGUCGGGGUAUGACCAUCGCCGUCAGGGUAUGACCAUCGCCAUCAUGGUAUGACCAUCGCCGUCAGGGUAUGACCAUCGUCAUCAGGGUAUGACCAUCGCCGUCAGGGUAUGACCAUCGCCGUCAGGGUAUGACCAUCGCCAUCAGGGUAUGACCAUCGCCAUCAGGGUAUGACCAUCGCCAUCGCCAUCAUGGUAUGACCAUCGCCAUCAGGGUAUGACCAUCCCCGUCAGGGUAUGACCAUCGCCGUCAGGGUAUGACCAUCGCCAUCAGGGUAUGACCAUCGCCGUCAGGGUAUGACCAUCGCCGUCAGGGUAUGACCAUCGCCAUCAGGGUAUGACCAUCGCCAUCAGGGUAUGGCCAUCGCCGUCGGGGUAUGACCAUCGCCGUCAGGGUAUGACCAUCGCCAUCAUGGUAUGACCAUCGCCGUCAGGGUAUGACCAUCGUCAUCAGGGUAUGACCAUCGCCGUCAGGGUAUGACCAUCGCCGUCAGGGUAUGACCAUCGCCAUCAGGGUAUGACCAUCGCCAUCAGGGUAUGACCAUCGCCAUCGCCAUCAUGGUAUGACCAUCGCCAUCAGGGUAUGACCAUCCCCGUCAGGGUAUGACCAUCGCCGUCAGGGUAUGACCAUCGCCAUCAGGGUACGAGGACACAGUAACGGACAGGACAGACAUUGUAAUCAUCCAACCUGACCAUCUCCUACAUUCAGUCGCAUCGAAAGACAAGAAUAGGUUUAUGUGGAUUAUCAUUCACGUCGUAUAUUUAACUUACAGUAAACUACGCUUAUAACGAAUACGCUUAUAACGAACUGACGGAUAUAACGAACUAUUUCUUGGUCCAGCCCAUUUGCUGUAUAUAUGCUGUUUGUAUGCUUAUAACGAACAGCGUAUAUAACGAAUUAAAAUUAGUGGUCCCUUGGGGUUCGUUAUAACCGAAUUUUACUGUUUAACUCUUGACUUCUGUCAUAUAUUUGUAAAUCAAUGUUUGUCCUGAAAAAAUAUGACGUUUCUCACUUAAGAAGCAACUCUUCCUCAGAUAUCUUGCUGGCACAAAUGGAACGGAGCACGUCACAUCCUGUUGUUUUCGUGUUGUUGACAAGCAUCAUAUUCAGUGAAAUCAAAGACUCAACACAAAGCGUCACCCAGCCGUGUGAGAGAAACAAAAGAGCAAUAUCACUGUGCGAAAGCAGCUCUGAUAAUCGGGACUCCGGUUAUCUCACAUACAACAUGUCCGCCUCCCCUGUGCUGUGCAACUGUAGCCUAGCAACAGGCCAAGAGGUUACGCUGAAUGUGCAGUAUGCAGAGACGGUACACAACGCAACAUAUGACUUCGUCUUCGACUUGGCAAGGGGUGACGGUGGCAGUAUAAGAGGCAAGGAGGGGCACUGGGAGGAUAGAAUAUCUAAACGGAUACCCUGGACCUUGUACCUGUCGAAGGCAAAUCUGAAAGUAGAACUCCCUACAAUUCAAGGAUUAUGUUUUUCCUAUGAAGUUCGCAAUGGAAGUACAACGAUCUCCAUUAUAUGCCAGACCUCUAACAUGGAACUUGACACGAGCACAACACUGAUCAUUGUUUUCCUGUGUGUUCUGACUGGUGCCCUCGCUGUCACGAUAGUCACUGUGGUGUUCUUUAACAGACGACAGAGGCGGAUGAGAAGUGGAGGCAGAUUCAGCACCCGUACCCAGGAUGAGAUUCUCACAGCCCUACAAAAGGCAUCCAGUUGGCGAGAGGACAAGGGGCUUGUAGCGGCGGAGGAGGGGCUGGAGAGGAUGUCCAGUGGAUGCGACCCUGCACUCCCAGACCACACGGGUCAAGGAGCGAGUGAGGUCAUCCAUGACGGAGGGACGGCCAACAAGAGCUCAGAUGGUGGAUAUUCUUACGCUGGGCCGACAAGUGAACCGGGGACCCUUGGGGAUUCCGGGGGACCUGAUGGUGAUGCACAGACUGGUCCAUCUGCUGAAGGUGAUGGAGUAGGAAAAUCGGAUGACGACAGAGAUGAAAUCGAAAUGGUCGAUAAUAUUCUCUAUGAAACAAGCUGUAUUGGUGGAAAAUAGGAUUUUGCUAAGCACUACGAACAUGCACAGAGGGAAGUACCCAUACCGAUUUAAUAGUGUCCAGGGUAAAACGUACAAAUUAUAAAAAAAUGUCAAAUAUGUCAAUAAUUGCCUGAAGAUAUAACUUGCCUUGUGGCUCUCAAAUGUGUUGUGGUUUUCCUACAUGCAUAAAAAGUGGUUUUGUAACUUGAACGGACAUUAUUUGUUUAUUUUUCAAUAAAAUAGAAUUGUUAUUUCUUAAAUGAAA